UCUUCCCUGCUCACCCCCUAGAUUCUAAGGCUCAGCCUUCUCCGCGCCCAUCAUCUCGGGGGUCGGGGCUGUAGGGGACCCCCUGCAGUCCCCAGAGCUGAGGCCAGCAGGGAUAGAGACUAUGAGGCGAGCAGCCCACCGACCCAGGCCUCCUUAGGAUCAGCCGGGCUGCCCAGCACGCUAUCCAGCUAGCAAGCAACAGCGGAGAGAGGAGCGGGAGAUAAAGGACCACAACGGACCUUUGGGGAUCACCCCCAGCAGCCUGAGGACCCUAAGCCGGCUGAGGGGUCGUGAUGGAUGGCCAGACUCACAGACGCUGACGGACACACAAUGACACCGAUGCACACAGCUGCACAACACUGAGAUGCUCGGAUACCAGCAGUGACAGCAUCACAUACUGCCACAGCGCUGCAAUACAGACACCCACACACACACAGAAACAGCUGGUAACUCCGAAACAGGCGCAGACAGUGACACACAGAACCGCUACCCUCCACCACACACAAGUGGGGAUACCACCCUCCAAACGCGCACACAAGGCAGCGCUGACCUGAACAGACAGACCUGGAGGCACGCACACCCAGGCUCUGCUGUCGGCGGCUUCUGCACACCCUCCCAGCCCUCACGGGGACACCCUGGCACAUACACAGUCACAAACAGACAUAGCUCACAUACCCCCGGCUCUAGCUCUGGCCAUCCCGACUCCCGCAGCCUCCUUUGUGGGUGAGGAAGAACUCGGUCAACCUCGGAUGGAGCCCCGGUAAAGCCAAUUGCUCAGAGAGGAAAGGGUUUGGUCUGGCAUGACCCUUGCCAGCCCUUCCACUUGGCUGGGUGAUGUCCCCCAGCCCGAGUCCUGGGGCCCCUUGGCAGUACCAUGGAGCAACUGACACCCCUCCUACGGCUGGGGGACCCCAGAGCUAUGGAGCCAUGGGCACAGCCUGCCUGGCAGAGCUGGAUUCCAGGACAGGAGGGCGAACCUGGAGGUGCAGCCCCAAGCACUGUCGAUACUCCGGCAGCUCUGCAGGUUGGAGAACUGAGGCCUUUGGAGAGCUCUGAGCCCAAGGGAGCCUGGAGCCCUGGGCCUGUGGGGGACAUUGACCCUGAAGGAACAGAAACCGGGCUGCCCAGCUUGGGGCAGCAAGCAGCGAGCUCCGGACCCAGCUGCCCAAGGCUGGAGGACGAGGAGGUGGAGGCUUUCCAUGAGGGCAAGCUGAGCAUGGGCUUCGGGGAUAGGCCCAGCCUGGAGUUGCUGAGGGCCCUGAGGGAGCUGCGGCAGCACUGUGCCAUCCUCAAGGAGGAAAACCAGAGGCUGAGGAGGAGCAGCUUUCCAGAGACGGAGGAGAAGGUGCGGAGGCUGAAGCGAAAGAACGCCGAGCUGGCGGUCAUUGCCAAGCGCCUGGAGGAGAGGGCCCGGAAGCUGCAGGAGACUAACCUGAAGGUGGUGAGUGCCCCUGUGCCCCGUCCAGGGCCCAGUUUGGAGCUGUGCCGAAAGGCCCUGGCCCGCCAGCGAACCCGGGACCUCAGUGAGACAGCCAGCGCCCUGCUGGCCAAGGACAAGCAGAUUGCUGCUUUGCAGCGGGAGUGCAGGGAGCUGCAGGCCAGGCUCACCCUGGCGGGCAAGGAGGGCCCCCAGUGGCUCCACUUGAGGGACUUCGACCGACUGCUUCGCGAGUCCCAGCGGGAGGUGCUGCGGCUGCAGAGGCAGAUCGCCCUGCGCAACCAGCAGGAGCCGUCCCCGCCGCUCCGGCCCCCGGGCCCCACUGUCCGGGUCAAAGCAGGAGCGCCCACCCCCAGGGCCCCGGGACAGGCUACUCCCCAGGAGGAUGUGGAAACCCCACCCGUGGUCCUAGAGGAGCCAGAGAAACAACAGAGGGUGCAGCAGCUGGAGUCAGAGCUUAGCAAGAAGCGGAAGAAAUGCCAGAGCCUGGAGCUGGAAGCCCGAAAAAAGCAGAGGCGAUGUGAGGAGCUGGAAUUGCAGCUGAGAGAAGCCCAGAAUGAGAAUGCCCGCCUCGUGGAUGAGAACUCCCGGCUCAGUGGGAGAGCCACGGAGAAGGACCAGGUGGAGUGGGAGAAUGCAGAGCUGAGGGACCAGCUCCUGGGGGUGACACAGGAGAGGGACUUGGCCCUUCGCAAGAGCCAGGGCCUGCAGAGCAAGCUGGAGAGCCUGGAGCAGGUGCUGAAGCACAUGCGGGAGGUGGCCCAGCGGCGGCAGCAGCUGGAGGUGGAGCAUGAGCAGGCUCAGCUCAGCCUUCAGGAGAAGCAGGAGGAGGUCCGGAGGCUGCAGCAGGCCCAGGCAGAAGCUAAGAGGGAACAUGAAGGGGCCGUGCAGCUGCUGGAGUCUACCCUGGAUUCCAUGCAGGUCCGGGUUCGAGAGCUCGAGGAGCAGUGCCGCAGCCAAACAGAACGCUUCAGCCUCUUGGCACAGGAACUCCAGGCCUUCCGCCUGCACCCUGGCCCCUUGGAUCUGCUCACCUCAGCCUUGGGCUGCAGUACCCUUGGGGAUCGCCCACCACCCCCCUGCUGCUGCUCCAACCCCCAGCCCUGCCGGGGAUCCGGCCCCAAAGAUUCUGACCUCCCGCCGGGCUCCCCAGGACGCUGCACCCCAAAGUCUUCUGAGCCUGCCCCUGCCCCCCUUCCCGGGGUCCCUCGAAGGACAGCCAAGAAGGCAGAGUCUCUCUCCAACUCCUCUCACUCUGAGUCCAUCCACAACAGCCCAAAGUCAUGCCCUACGCCUGAGGUGGACACAGCUAGUGAGGUGGAGGAGCUGGAGGCAGACACCGUCUCCCUGCUCCCAGCAGCGCCAGAGGGCAGCCGGGGAGGAGCCAGGAUCCAGGUCUUCCUAGCACGCUAUAGCUACAACCCCUUCGAGGGCCCCAAUGAGAAUCCAGAGGCAGAACUUCCGCUUAUUGCUGGCGAGUAUAUCUACAUCUAUGGCAACAUGGAUGAGGAUGGCUUUUUUGAAGGAGAGCUCAUGGAUGGCCGAAGGGGCCUGGUUCCUUCCAAUUUUGUAGAGCGCGUGUCGGACGACGACCUCCUGACCUCCCUCGCUUCGGAGCUGGCCGAUUUGUCCCACAGUUCAGGCCCUGAACUUAGUUUCCUGAGCGGUGGUGGAGGCGGCAGCAGUAGCGGGGGCCAGAGUGUCGGGGGACGCAGCCAGCCCAGAUCAGAGGAGGAGACUGCAGGGGAUGAGCUCAGUCUGAGCCCCUCACCCGAAGGCCUGGGCGAGCCCCGUGCUGUGCCUUACCCCCGCCACCUGGCCGUCCUCAAGCAGCUGGCCCACAGCGUGGUGCUGGCCUGGGAGCCGCCUCCUGAGCGAGGGGAGCUGCGUGGCUACCAGAUCUGCGUGAACGGGGAGCUGCGUCAGGCCCUGGGACCUGGGGCGCCCCCCAAGGCUGUGCUUGAAAACCUGGACCUGCGGGCCGGGCCGCUCCGUGUUUCCGUGCAGGCCCUGACCAGCCGGGGCAGCUCUGACCCUCUGCGCUGUUGCUUGGCCAUGGGUGCCAGGGCCGGGGUGGUACCUACCCAGCUACGCGUCCAUCGACUGACAGCCACUUCUGCUGAGAUCACCUGGGUGCCCGGCAAUAGCAACUUGGCUCAUGCCAUCUACCUCAACGGGGAAGAAUGCCCCCCUGCCCGCCCCAGCACCUACUGGACCACCUUCUGCAACCUGCGGCCUGGCACACUCUAUCAGGCCCGCGUGGAGGCUCAGCUCCUACCUGGCGGAUCCUGGGAACCAGGCUGGGAGAGGCCGGAGCAGCGGACUGCCACCCUGCAGUUCACGACACUCCCAGCAGGCCCACCCGAUGCCCCCCUGGAUGUGCAGAUUGAGCCGGGGCCCUCUCCUGGAAUCUUGAUCAUCAGCUGGCUCCCCGUAACCAUAGAUGCUGCUGGGACCUCCAAUGGCGUCCGCGUCACAGGCUAUGCCAUUUAUGCCGAUGGGCAGAAGAUCAUGGAGGUGGCCUCGCCCACAGCGGGCAGCGUGCUGGUGGAGUUGUCCCAGCUGCAGCUGCUGCAGGUGUGCAGUGAGGUGGCCGUGCGCACCAUGUCGCCCCAUGGCGAGUCGGCCGACUCCCUCCCAGCUCCCGUGGGCCCGGCCCUGGCUGCGGCCUGCCUGCCGGCCAGGGUCUCCUGCCCCUCACCACGGCCAGGCUCAGAGGCCAGGCCGCCCCUUGCUCCAGCCUCUCCAGCUCCCGGAGACCCCAGCUCUCCCCUCCGAUGCCCCGAGCCCCAUGGAACUAGAGAGCCCCAUGGAGUUCCAGCAGCAAGCCCUCCCAGAGAGACAAGAGGAUCCCAAGAGGAGCCCACAGCACCUUGCUCCCAGGAGGAGGCCGGGGCAGCUGUGCUGGGCACCUCAGAUGACAGGAGGGCCAGAGAGCCAGCCGUGGGGGAGGGAGCUCCCGGCCCUGCAGCGUCCUCAUUGGCCCAGGACGAGGCUGAGGGGACCGCGGGAGAGGCCUGCCUGGCACCCUGCUCCACGGAGGGGGCACCGGCCCCGGAGGUGCUCUGUGCUGAGGCCAGCCUUGGAGGAGACACGGGGGCUGGGCUGAGGCCCAGGGCUGAGAAGGAGGACAUGGCAGAGCUCGGGGUGCGUCUGGUAAACUCCCUUGGGGACCAUGGCCGAAACUCAGAUCUGUCAGACAUCCAAGAGGAGGAGGAAGAAGAGGAGGAAGAGGCGCUGGGUUCCAGGGCUUGCUCUUUCCAGAAGCAGGUUGCUGGCAUCAGUGUCAGGGAGAAUGGGCCCAAGCCCCAGCCCCAGCCCCAGCCUGAGCCCUUCUCUGAGACUGACAGUGACGAGGAGAUCUUGGAGCAGAUCCUGGAGCUGCCCCUCCAGCAGUUCUGCAGCAAGAAGCUUUUUAGCAUCCCGGAGGAGGAGGAGGAGGAGGAGGAGGAGGAGGAGGAGGAGGAGCAGGAGCAGGAGCAGCCUGGGGCAGGCUCUUCUUCCCAGGACCGCAGCCCGCGGGAGCCUGCAUUGCUGGAGCUGGGCAGUGACAGCAGUCGUCCUCAAAGACCUGGACCAUGUCCCUUGUCUCCUGAGCCCUGCAGUGCCGGGGACCACCUGGAGGACAUGGCAGGACUAGUUAGUGGAAGCAGCUGGGGGAGAGGAAGUGGCUCGACCGAGAAGCCCCCAAACCGCAAGCGGUCCGCAGAUCCCCGCGAACACUGCAGCCGCCUUCUCAGCAACGGCGGGACCCAGGCUGCUGGACGACCCGGCCCCACACGGGAGAGGGGUGGCCCACCUGUGGGCGAGGGCACCAGGGGUGGACCAGAGGCUGGUGGGAGAGGGCGGCCAGCCCCUUCCCAGAGGUACCCUCAUGGCCGGACGCCAGAAUCUAUCCUGACCAGCUGCCUCUCCCCCAAGUGCUUGGAAAUCAGCAUCGAAUAUGAUUCUGAGGAUGAGCAGGAGGCAGGCGGCGGGGGUGUCAGCAUCACCACCAGCUCCUGCCACCUCAGAGACGGGGAGGCCUGGGGCACGGCGCCCAUAGGAAGGUCCAGGGGAGCUCGGAAGGCCAAUUCAGGCCCCAGCCCCUACCCAUGCCUCCCGGCCUGGGAGAGAGGGGAGCCAGAGCGGAGAGGCUGCAGUGCGACUGGCAGAGCCAAGGAGCCAGCCUCCCGGGCAACGGAGAUUGGAGAGCCCAGAGGGCAGGACAGGUCUGGGCAGAGGGGCCCCCUUCGGAGAGGGACCCGAGCCCCCAGGCCAGACGCCACUGAGCUGGCCCCUCCGAGGAGCCGCCCAGAAGAAGUGCUGGCUCACCAGGACCUACCUGUCAGGGUCUUCGUGGCUCUGUUUGACUACGAUCCUGUGUCAAUGUCACCCAACCCCGAUGCUGGGGAAGAGGAGCUCCCCUUCCGGGAAGGCCAGAUCCUGAAGGUGUUUGGGGACAAGGAUGCUGAUGGCUUCUACCGGGGCGAAGGUGGAGGCCGGAUGGGCUACAUCCCCUGCAACAUGGUGGCUGAGGUGGCUGUGGACACUCCUGCAGGGAGUCAGCGGCUGUUUCAGCAGGGUUAUUUGUCCCCGCAUGGUCGCGUUGAGGGCUCAGCCCGAACAACUGGGCCUCCCCCCAAGCCCCGCCGCUCCAAGAAAGCUGAGUCAGAAGGUCCUGUGCAGCAUGGUGCAGGCCCCCCCCAGCUGGUCUCCUCUGCCAGCCUGAGAGCCCCCCGCUCCAUGGUGGCUGCGUUUGACUACAACCCUCGGGAGAGCUCCCCCAACAUGGAUGUGGAGGCAGAGCUGCCCUUCCGAGCAGGGGACAUCAUUACUGUGUUCGGGGGCAUGGACGAUGAUGGCUUCUACUAUGGGGAACUAAAUGGACAGAGGGGCCUGGUUCCGUCCAAUUUCUUGGAGGGCCCUGGGCCUGAGGCGGGCAGCUCCCACAGGGAGCCUGGGACACCCCCGGCCGAGAGUCAGGACUGGGCUGGCUCAACACAAGUGCCCCCAGGGCCUCCAGGUGGGCCCUGUGCCCCUGGCCCUGGCAGCCUUCCCAGGAUUGAACUGGGGGCGCCACAGGGCACAAGCGAGAAGGUGCGGGACCUCUUCUCCAAGGGGAAGCAGCUCCUCAGGAAACUGGGCUCUGGGAAGAAGGCGUGAUGCUCUGGCGCAUCCUGCAGAAGGAAGUGGUCCCCGGAGGCGCCUCCCCUUGCUCCCCCCCCCCCCCCCCCGCCCCGUUCCUGUCCUGGGGGUGGGGUGGGAGGACGGCCCUGGACUUCUAUUCUGAAUUAACACUGUGGCAAUUGGAAUGGAAUCAGAGACUCGGGGAAGGUCAGAGCUAAAUGAGUCCUUGAGGAUGAAUCCUCUGAAUGGGCACCUUCCUCUUAUAGGAGGGGAAACAGGCCCAGAGAGGAAGGAACUCACCAUGGUCACAGAGCCAGGACUGGACCCGGGACUCUUGGCUCUUAGUACACCCACCUCUGCCUAGUUUCUCACCACGGGAUGCUAGUCCCUUCUCUGGCCUUCCCCCUCCUAGGACAGGGGACCCUGGGGGAGAAAGGGGCCUGUUCCCUUGGAUGGCACUGGCUCUCCCGAUCAUGUCUUCCCUCCCCUGAAGGAAAGUUUGCACUGGAUUGUCCCGAGCCCCUCCCCACAGGCUGUGUAUAUAUGUACAUACUCAGUGCCUCAGUCUAGCUUCCUCCAUCUCGCAUCCAUUGCACAGGCCCGGGAAGGAGAAAGGCCAUGCCAAAGCGGGCCUAACCCCCAGAGUGCUCCACCCCUCCCUCCAGCCCGGCCUCUGGCCCCUGUGUGCCCCCAACCCCAGAGACCCAGGGGGCCAGAGGCAGAAAGCAGGGGUUGGGUUUGCCUUAUUUUGCUCAUCAGAUUGAAUUUCUCUUUUGCUUCGUUUUCCUCUGGCCCCUGCUGGAGCGCGGGCUGGGGGAAGGACAGAUUUAUGCAGCUAUUUUCAUACAUUCCCAGUUCAGAGCGGGGCGGGGGCGGGGCUCUCCACCCUCCCCUCACCAUCCAUCCCACCGCCUUCGCCUUCGGGGUGAGUGUCUGCAUGUUUUCUUCGCUGUGGUGGGAGUGUUUGACUGAACCCCACCCCCACCUUGGUCUCCAGGGGUGAGGAGUGGUGGGGGUAUUUGUUUAAAAAGACAUUUUAUUAUAAUAAAGUCUAUUUUCACAAAACCCAUGCUGGAUUCUACCUCGGGCGAAGGACUCCUCAGGGGGCGGGUCAUGCUGGAUUUGAGAACCUAGACGUUACAUCCCAGGGUGCCCGGGGCAAAAUGAAUGAACAGCAAGCAGCUGUUGAGUUUCUUCUCUGGAGAAGAAAAUUUGUCAGCUUCCUGAGUCCCUGGUUGCAGGGCCAGGUGUUAGAGUUGGGGCAGGGUCCUGGAGGGAGAAAGAGAAGGGGAUGAAGGGAGCACAGAGAGAAGGCGCAUUCUGCAAUCUUGAGUCCCCUGUACCAAACUCAGGGAAACAAAAGAGGCAAGAAAAACUAACCAAAGAAGCAAACACUCACCAUGCAUAGCAAGACUAGAAACGGCAGGAUUCCAGAAAAGACAAACAGAUGGGAGAUCCUGCUCAGAACCCUCCAAGCAGGCUGCCUGUGGGGGAGUUCCUGCACGCUGCUCCCUGCUCCGGCCUGGAGGUGGCCCAGAGCAGAAGACACCCCAGGGCUACGGACAGCCG
Molecule: messenger RNA, 8116 nt
Organism: Myotis myotis
Lineage: Eukaryota; Metazoa; Chordata; Mammalia; Chiroptera; Vespertilionidae
Gene: TSPOAP1
Product: TSPO associated protein 1
Exons: 31
Coding region: 875-6583 (1902 amino acids)
Biological process (GO): neuromuscular synaptic transmission
Cellular component (GO): mitochondrion
Molecular function (GO): protein binding
Source: RefSeq, a predicted model, not a curated record